AUGUCAGAAAUAAAAGCAAGAAAGAUGCAAAUGCGUUGGUUGGAUAUGCGGGAAGCGUGGCAGACUCCGCAAAACAUAAAUCAAAAUUGUCAAAAUUGUCAAAACGAAAACGAUCAUAGGGAGAAAGAAAUCCAAAGGCAAAUCGAUGCACUCAUAGAGCUGAAAUGUAAACAAUUAGGUAAAGGAUUCAAUAGCAAAUACAAUGCCCUUCAUCUAGAGCAGUGGAUGAAAGGACAGUUAAAUCGCGAGCAAACUGCAGAAACUCCAGAGGAAGAAAAAGAAUGCUUGCUUGAAGAGUGGACGGAGGAGAUGUUAAGAAAGAGAUCGGAAGAACUGCAGCUGAUAGAUUCUGAAGGUAAUAUUCAAACCAAAGAUAUAAAGGAAGUUCCAAGGAAAAGCGAAAAUGGUUGUGAUGAGGGGGUGCUAUCAGAAAAUGACCAUAGUCCGUCCAAAAGUACAACAACUGAAAGCCAGAUAACAGUCCGAUCAAGCCCUUUAGUGCCAGAAACAGUCCCAGUUUGUCGACAGUGUCAUAAGACAUGCCUCAGUAGUAACGGAACAAUGAAUGGUAGUACAAAGAAUUUAAACGGAUGCAACAUUAACAGAAACAUUGCAUCAAGACUUAAUAAUAACCUCGUAAAAGAUAAAAACGAUAAUGAUGAGGAUGAUUGGCAAGCCUUUAUGCUAGUAGGUCUAAUGCCUAACCCUGCAGCCAGUUUAGUUCAUAUUGACCCGUUUUCAGUUCCUCCAGUUCCUAAAAUCUCAGUAGUGCCUGCAACACCAGAGAGCUCUAUCUCCAAAACAACGAGCUCUGAUACUAAAAAUGUGGAUAGUUCUUGCUUGUGCCAAAGCGACAAUCUUAACGGUUUGGAGAAUCACCGUAUUCCAAAUGAGAACGAGAAAUCCCCUGACGAUUCUCCAGAAUCUGAAGAACACCCAUAUCACUCCUUAAGCAGUUCCGUGGCAACACUUAGAAGAUUUGGCACAGUUUCAAGCUUGGAAAGAGUAGCAUCAGAAGAAAAAGAUGAAAUUUACGAAAAUAAUAUUGAUGAUAAUACGGAAGAGGAAGUGGAAGAAGAAGAAGUAGACGAAAAUGGAAUUGACAAUGAAGCGUUUAACCAUUCAGCGAUUCGGCACUGGACGUUACGCGCUGGUUCAUUUGUGGCGGAGAAGAUGGCGUUUCUGGAGAGGCUAGGGGAGGAUUAUAGAACACCCAAUGAUGGGUCAAUGUCUUCUGAUUACGGUGACGAGACUGAGUUGAUGAUGGAUGAACUACUGAUGACUCCUCCAAUUAGUGGUGCUAUUAUGCGGGGUCUUCUUCCUAGAAGGACAUUAGAGCCACUAAUAGAAGAAGAAUGUUCGGAAACUUCCUCUACGUCUUCAAUAGAAUCCAAAAGUGAGCCAUCGGUUUCACCUACCGAACAGGGCAACGGAACUGGAGAUGCUGCUGACACAUGUUCGGCUGUUGCGGAAAGUCUCUGCUCGACGAGGGAUCCCCGAAGUCUCGAUACCGAUUCAAAACUAGAAGAAGACGAGACAAAAGAGGCGGAAGCGGUAGCGGCGGCGAGUACGCAAACGUCUGCCGGUUCGACUCCGACGACGGAAGCACCUACGGCGACGAUCAAGAUCCACCGGUCGGAAAGCUAUCGCCAUAUUAUCGAGGCUGCCGAAAACGAAGGAAACGAAGAACGAAACGUCUACUUCUUCAGUCGCUUCCGGCCGGCCGCCAAGUUUGUAAAUAUUGAACGAGUGCCCAGAUCAAAAAGUAUUAGAAUUUUUGAGUUUUUUAAUAUGCGUAAACCAGAAAGAAGAAUAUACGAAACUUACCCAGAUGGUGGACAGCUGUUCAAAGUAUUUAACAGCGAAGAACCCCAGCUAGAAGACUCUCAAACCUUGAGUUCUCCCAAACAAUUGUCACCUAGACGACUUAAGGACAAACAACUAGACCGAAGAUUUUGGAAACAACUUAGUAGGAGAAGAGGAAGCAAAGGGAAUGUUCCGGCCUAA
Diabrotica balteata is the source of this 2007-nucleotide messenger RNA. The record is from the annotation of a GenBank genome assembly. Lineage: Eukaryota; Metazoa; Arthropoda; Insecta; Coleoptera; Chrysomelidae.